CAGGAUCUGAUAAAAACCUUCAGAGCUUUAAAUCGGCGGAGAUCAAAUGAUUCUGUUAGUUCGUUCGUUUGCUGACUGAAAGGAGCCAUUAGCUGUUUAAACACCGGCUUUUAUUUGACAUUAAUCUCAUACACAGAUAUAUUUAGAUAUUUAUGUUUUAUUUUGUAUACGCAUCUGACAAAAAUGUUCUUUUGUUUGUUUGUUUUAAAUAUCUUUCGUGUAUUUUUUUUCCCAGUCGCAUUCUGACAGGGCUAGGGUUCUGCUCUGUGAUUGGCUAAUGCUGCUGUCUAUCAAGCUGAUUGGUCAGAAGAGCGGUGGAAAGAGGAGUGAAGAGAACAACAGUGAUGAAGAUGAACUCAGACUCGUGCUCAUUGGUCGGACAGGCUCAGGAAAGAGCGCUACAGGAAACACCAUCCUCGGUCGACGUCAUUUCCUGUCUGAGCUGAGAGCGAGCUCGGUGACGCAGGUGUGUGAGCAGGGAAGUGCUGAGUUACCUGAGGAUGAGGUGGAUCAAUACGCUAAGGUGUUGGUGGUGGACAUGCCAGGAUUUGGAGACACUCGAUCAGAUCCCAGUGAGGUUCACACGGAGAUCGCCAAAUGUGUGGCGCUGAGUGCACCCGGUCCUCAUGCCUUCCUGCUGGUCAUUCAGCUGGGACGCUACACAGAAGAUGAAGACAGAGCUGCUCGGGAGAUGCUGCGACUGUUUGGGGAGUCUGCUCUACAGCGCCACACGGUGGUCGUCUUUACCCGCGGGGAUGAUUUGGAAGAAAGUGGUGGUGAUUUGGAGUUGUUUCUGGGUCAGGACGCUCCAAAAGCGCUGAGAUCUUUACUGGAAACUUGUGGAAGAAGAUACCAUGUCGUGAACAACAGGAACUUGGAGAACAGGAAGCAGGUGAAGGAGCUGCUCGGAAAAGUGGAGAAGAUGGUGGAGGAGAAUGGAGGGCAGUACUACACCAGCGCAAUGUUCCAGGAGGCAGAGCUUGCUAUCCGUGAGGAACAGGAGAGGCUGAUGAGCCAGGGGCCAGCAAACAUGGAGGGGGCCUUGGUGUUGGCCAAGAGGAGGAGGCAGGAUUGUGAGGAGAAAACAGAGGAGAUGAGGGUAGAGGAGAGAUCGGCUGAGAGGUGGUGGUUGUUGAAGGAAGGAUGGCAGAAAUGGAAAGAGAGAGAUAAGAGAAGAGGAAGGCGUGGGCUAGAGUCUUUCCGCACUGAAGCAGCACUAUCACCAAAGGUUCUAGAGAGGGUGAAAGUGUUAGUGGCAGCCGGAGCUACAGGAUUUGCAGUGGGGGCAGUUUGCGGUGCUGUUGCCCCUUUUGCUUUGGCAGCAGGAGCCUCUGUGGUGGGUAGUUCGAUGGGUAUCACUGCAGGUUUGGCUGGAAAAACCGCUGUAGCUGUAGGGGCAGCGAUGGGAGGUGUGGUUGGUGGGGCCAAUGGGAUAUUAGUUGGGGCAGAAGCAGCAGCACCUGGGGAGGCAGCACUAGACACUCUGGAGCAGGUAGGUCUGAUGGGGGUCACAUUGAUGGGUGGGGCUGCAGUGGUGGGAGGAGCAUUGGGGGUAGGUGCAGGACUUGUGGGAGCGGGACUUGAGGGUGGUGCUGCGAUAACCGGAGCUGAAACAGUUAGCAUUGCUAAUGCUGGAGCUGUAGCUGCACCACAGGCACUAGGGGGUGCUGUAGUGGAGGGUAUAGCAACUAGCAGUGGUCUAACGGGAGCGGCGGGAACAAGCGGGCGCAUUUUAACAGCGGUGACGGAGAUCGGAAGAGUCGCAGCUGGAGCUGUGCUGGCCGGAGGAAUGGUAGUGAAGGUGGUGAAGGAGAAAGUUCGCUCGGCGACGGGAUGCACAGAAAGAAAGUCAUAUGAGAUAUACUGGAAUAAAUGAGCGGCAGUGCUAAGUAGCUGAUAUUAAAGUAUCAUAUUGCAGUACUAGCCUAAGCUUUUAUUUCUAUAGAGUCAUCAUAUGACAUCACCAGCUGCUAUCUUCUCAGAGAGUUUAGAGUUUGGCUUUCGGAGCUAAGAGAGCUUUCCAGCAUCGUUAGCUUAGUAACUAAGGCUAGCUAGUAAAUAACAUUCACGGACUGAAAGAGUUGGCUGUCCAUCAUAGUCUUUCAUGCUCAGUCCUGUCUGGUGAAAGCAAUUAGGGCUUUACCUUCUCCAAGAAGAACACACAUGAUGCUCCCUCAGAAGAAACUUUAGAAGACCGCUAUUCUCAUCGUAACCUUGAGAAGCCUUGAGACUUAACUUUAGCAAUUCUCUGUCCAAAAAUGCUGGAAGUGAAUCCAUGCACAGAGCUAAUACAGCUAGCCUGUGAGCCCUCAGCACAAACUGACUCCCUAACACAUGUUUUAUAUUUGAUCAGUUCUCAGCUUGUCCUUUUAUUUUGCACAAGAAUUGUGUAUGAAUUUGUAUGAACUAUGGUAUCUACUCAACCUUUAUUGGCUUCAUUAAUCAAGAUCAAACUUUUUCUUUAUAUUUGAUGACUGAAAAAUCUUCUGCGCUUCUUAAACACAAUUCAAACUCAGUGAAGUCUAUCAUAUCUUUAGUUAUUCCUGCAUAUUAGCACAUAUUAGUUUCUGUAGUUGAUAAAAAUUAUACGCCUCAAAACAGCAUUUUCAUAUUCAUAGGCAUAUUCAACAAUUACAAAUUUUUCCCAUUAUUUAAUCCAUGAAAUGUGUUAAAUUCAAGGAAAAUGUUGCUUUGCUUGAAUGAAAUGCUCAUAAUGAUGUGCCUUACAAUAAAGCGGAACAAUAAAGCAUGGAAAUAAAUGUUA
Pangasianodon hypophthalmus (striped catfish) is the source of this 2764-nucleotide messenger RNA. Its product is annotated as GTPase IMAP family member 4. Bases 278 to 1876 code for a protein of 532 amino acids. Gene Ontology annotation, molecular function: GTP binding. The transcript has 2 exons. NCBI's taxonomy places the organism in Eukaryota, Metazoa, Chordata, Actinopteri, Siluriformes, Pangasiidae. The record is from RefSeq and is a predicted model, not a curated record.